UCUGACAAUGACAAUCCAAAUCAUACUAUGAAAAAAAAAUAGUGUUUGAAAACUAAAUUUUUAUUAUUAACUAUUUUUUAAUUUUGCAAAACAUGAGUUGUACAGUUACCAUUUUUUAGAUUUGUAAAUACAAUUAGUUUGCGAUUCGUAGUUGUAAAAUCAGCGUUUAACAUGACUGUGUUUUCCAAAGUUCAAGGAUUUAUUUCAAGGCACAGGAACAAGUUUUACAUUGGGGGUGCUAUUAUCUCGGGAUCUAUUUUAUUAACCAAAUAUGCCCAGUAUAAGCUUAGGGAAUGGCAAGAAAGGGAAACCAAGGAGUUCUUCGACAGAAACCGCAAACAAAACCAUUUUGAGAGCAUAGAAAGAACCAAAAGCCAAACAUUUUCUAAUUUUGCCGUGGCUCUAUUAGAUUUAAUUUCAGAUACAGUAAACACAGAUGAAAUUAUUGAACGUCUUAAGACAAAUCCAGAAAACAAAGUUGAACUAUGGAACAAUUUAAAGGUAUUGGUCAUGACAAAAGUAGCAGUCACUGUCUAUUCCUUAGUAAUGUUAGCUGUUACUUUGAACAUACAACUUAUGAUAAUUGGUGGAUAUUUAUAUAAGGAUCCCAAUAGUAUACCCACAGAUGUCCAAGAAAAGUAUUUGGCACAUUGUCAAAAUUUUAUUAAUGAAGGGGUUAAGAAGUUAGCUAAACUUAUUGACAAUGAGGUUCAAAAAUAUGUUGGUAAUAUGGAAUUAACAAAGCAGCUAAAACUUGGAGAUAUAGAAAAUUUAAACUGGUCUGUACAAGUAGCUUUAUCUUCACAAAGGGAUGGUCCAAUUGAAUCUUUUAAAAGCUUUAUAUUUUCUACAGAAGAAACUAGUGGUGAUAGCAUUAUAUAUGACAAUAUGUUAAGAGACACUGCAGACUUCCUAGAUAGUGAAGAAGUAAAGUCACUCACUACCCGUUGUAUCAAUCAAGGAUUCAUUUUACUGGGAGACCAGCUGGCAGAAUUGUAUACAAAAGGUAACAUGGCUGGAGAUGCCAGUAAUAGCGACGAAUCAUUUAAAAAUCCUUUUGAAUUACAGAAGCCUCUAGCUAAGUUAAUUCCCUUAAUAAAUGGGUUACUAAAUAAACAAUCAUUCCCUCACGCUCUUAUUCAGCAAUUAAGUUCAAAUAAAAAGCUUCAAACUUUAAAUGCAAAUGUUUAUGAGAGUUUAUUGUGAUAAUAAAGAUUUAUUUUGGUUAA
Molecule: messenger RNA, 1229 nt
Organism: Diabrotica virgifera virgifera (western corn rootworm)
Lineage: Eukaryota; Metazoa; Arthropoda; Insecta; Coleoptera; Chrysomelidae
Product: peroxisomal biogenesis factor 3
Exons: 4
Coding region: 172-1206 (344 amino acids)
Biological process (GO): protein import into peroxisome membrane
Cellular component (GO): peroxisomal membrane
Molecular function (GO): protein-macromolecule adaptor activity
Source: RefSeq, a predicted model, not a curated record